Chaetura pelagica (chimney swift) is the source of this 892-nucleotide messenger RNA. RefSeq names its product 3-hydroxybutyrate dehydrogenase, type 2 (gene BDH2). The transcript is spliced from 9 exons. Gene Ontology annotation, cellular component: cytoplasm. The record is from RefSeq and is a predicted model, not a curated record. Gene Ontology annotation, biological process: siderophore biosynthetic process. NCBI's taxonomy places the organism in Eukaryota, Metazoa, Chordata, Aves, Apodiformes, Apodidae. Gene Ontology annotation, molecular function: 3-hydroxybutyrate dehydrogenase activity. Bases 4 to 741 code for a protein of 245 amino acids.
AGUAUGGGUCGCCUUGAUGGGAAGGUUAUACUGCUGUCUGCAGCAGCACAGGGCAUUGGACGAGCUGCUGCUAUAGCUUUUGCUAAAGAAGGAGCCAAAGUCAUUGCUACAGACAUCAAUGAGACUAAGCUGCGUGAACUGGAGAAAUAUCCAGGAAUUCAAAUACGGCUUCUGGAUGUCACCAAAAGGGAGCAGGUAGAAAAUCUGGCCAAGGAGAUUGAAAAGAUUGACGUCCUCUGUAACAUUGCAGGGUUUGUGCAUCAUGGAACCAUUCUGGACUGUGAGGAGCAAGACUGGAAUUUCACUAUGAAUCUCAAUGUUCGCAGCAUGUACCUAAUGAUCAAGACAUUCCUUCCCAAGAUGCUUAAACAGAAAUCUGGAAACAUUAUAAAUAUGUCUUCUGUGGCAUCCAGCAUUAAAGGAGUUGUGAACAGAUGUGUAUAUAGUACUUCAAAGGCAGCAGUGAUUGGUCUAACAAAGUCUGUGGCUGCUGAUUUCAUUGAACAAGGCAUCAGAUGCAACUGUGUAUGUCCUGGAACUGUUGACACACCAUCUUUACAGGAAAGAAUCAAAGCACGGCCAAACCCAGAACAGGCAUUGAAAGACUUUCUAGCCAGACAGAAGACUGGUAGGAUGGCUACUGCUGAAGAAGUGGCCCACCUCUUUGUCUACUUGGCCUCUGAUGAGUCUGCCUACAUGACUGGCAAUGAGCUAAUAAUUGAUGGAGGAUGGAGCUUGUGAUUGACCCUACCUGCAAAUGGACAAUCAUACCAUGAAAGGCAAAAAGUGAGAUCAUGUUUCUCAGUUAAGAUAGCUUGCCAAGAUUUGUCACACACAUUAUAUCUUUCACAAUAAAUUUGGUGCAUUUUUACUGUUACGUGAUCUCUUUCCA